AUGCCGUCCCAGCGACGAAUUUCCUCAGUCCAGGCCAUCGAUGUUGAGUUGGCUUCGGAUUCAGGAGUUCCAGCUUAUAAUGCAUAUGAGUUGAUGGGAACACAGUCCGGUGGCAAAAAAUCAGUUGGGUACUUGAAAGUGGAUCUUAAAAAUUAUUUAAGGACGCGAAAACAAAAGGAGCUUCUUUGUGGAGAGGCGGCAUGGCUUGUGGAUUAUUUUGAGACGCGUGGUUGUGAAGAUCCUUCAUUCUUUUAUUCCUUGCAACUAGAUACUGAGCAAAUGAUUACGAAUAUAUUCUGGUCAGAUUGUAGAAUGAUCAUUGAUUAUGGCCAGUUUGGAGAUGUUAUCAGUUUCGACACAACAUACAAAGUGGUACAUGGCAACAGACGAUUUGUAAUUUUCUUGGGUAUGAAUCAUCACCGGGAGACCGCUAUGUUUGGAGUAGCCUUAAUGUAUGAUGAGACAGCGGAUUCGUUUGUCUGGUUAUUUGAAACGUUCUUAAAAGCGAUGGGCGGAAAAGCGCCAAAGACGAUUAUUACGGAUCAAGACGCUGCAAUGGCGAAGGCAUUAAAGUAG
This is a messenger RNA of Cornus florida, 576 nucleotides long. Its product is annotated as protein FAR1-RELATED SEQUENCE 5-like. The transcript has a single exon. NCBI's taxonomy places the organism in Eukaryota, Viridiplantae, Streptophyta, Magnoliopsida, Cornales, Cornaceae. Bases 1 to 576 code for a protein of 191 amino acids. The record is from RefSeq and is a predicted model, not a curated record.